AUGUCCCAAACGAUCAACCAUGACGAUGGAUGCUUUGUUGCCAUGGACACAGAGGACGAUGGCGCCAGCCCCUCCAGAAUAAUGCAGGCCCUUGAGGCAAAGCUGGAGUCUUAUCGAGAAGAAGGGAACAUGGACACUUUUGUCAAAGCUGGAGGGGGGACCAUGAUGGAGCUGCCUGAGGAAGUCCUUGAAUACAUACUGUCGUUUCUGUCACCUUAUCAGGAACACAAAACAGCUGCUCUUGUAUGCAAGCAGUGGUACCGCCUUAUAAAAGGUGUUGCUUAUCAGUGCUAUCAUGGUUUCAUAAGAGCUGUCCAGGAGGGAAACAUUCAAUGGGAAAGUCGAACAUAUCCUUAUCCAGGAACUCCAAUAACCCAGCGCUUUUCACACAGCGCAUGUUAUUAUGACUCAAAUCAGUCCAUGUAUGUGUUUGGUGGCUGCACCCAGAGUAGCUGCAAUGCUGCUUUUAAUGACUUAUGGAGACUGGACCUAAACAGCAAGGAGUGGAUCCGUCCUCUAGCUUCAGGUUCGUAUCCGUCACCCAAAGCUGGAGCAACUCUUGUGAUGCACAAAGAUCUGUUAGUGCUGUUUGGAGGCUGGACAAGACCUAGCCCUUACCCACUACACCAACCAGAGAGAUUUUUUGAUGAAAUCCACACCUACUCCCCUUCAAAGAACUGGUGGAACUGUAUUGUGACGACACAAGGACCGCCACCCAUGGCCGGCCACUCAUCAUCUGUCAUUGGAAACGUCAUGGUGGUGUUUGGAGGCUCAUUAGGAGCACGGCAAAUGAGUAAUGACGUGUGGGUUUUGGACUUGGAGCAGUGGUCUUGGUCCAAACCAGCCAUAUCUGGGCCAUGCCCACACCCGAGAGGUGGCCAAUCACAGAUUGUGAUUGAUGAUCACACGUUGCUUAUUUUGGGAGGUUGUGGAGGCCCAAAUGCUCUCCUCAAGGAUGCCUGGCUACUUCACAUGGAUGUACCCACGUGGAGGUGGCAACAGCUGCAGGUGGAAAACGAGGAUCAUGGUGCUCCAGAGCUUUGGUGCCACCCAGCUUGCAGAGUGGGUCAGUGUGUGGUGGUGUUCUCACAGGCUCCUUCUGGCCGUGCACCACUAAGCCCAAGUCUUAACUCUCGGCCCUCCCCCAUAAGUGCCAUACCUGCCCCCCUGGGCCCGGAACCUCCUUCAUUGCGCUCUCAGUCACCCGUUAGGAGCGGUGCGGCCGGUGUUGUUCUUGGCGCCGUCGAAGAGGCUCCGUGCGUUAACGGCCGAUGGGGCACCCUGAGACCCCGACCGACUGCCAGGGGAAAUGCCAGAGACUGCAGCCCGUCAUCUUCCCAGCAGCUGUCUCCUUCGCAAUGUCCCGAUAGCCCCCCUCUGCCUCCACAUCCGCCAUUGCUGAAUGGCUCCUCCCCUUCCCCACGGACCAGUCCGGCACAGGCUGCAUCACCACCCCUUCGCAGCCAUCCACCCGCCUCUACAGACUAUAGCUGGGAGGCUGCACAGCACCCCGAAAUACCCAGCACUAACGGCCUGCACACACCUCCCGCGGGUUCUGCGCGGACUCCACCGGGAGCAGUGUCCCCCGCUGCCUUACGACGAGGCCUGGAAGCGGUCAAAAACACAUCUUCCGCAUCUUUACCUUCUUCAUUAUCGUCGCCUUCCCUUCCAAUGCAGGGAUCUUCUUCUGGAGGAGGAAGUGGUGGAGCUGGAGCGGGCGCCCCUGGAACUCCCCCAUCCUCUUCCAGUCCCCCGCAGGCUGCAGGAGCAGACGGACACGCUAUCCCCCCGAUCGCCAGGCGCCUUGGCCAUCAUCCUCCUCAGAGUCUGAACGUAGGUAAACCUCUGUAUCAGUCGGUCUGUUGCAAGCCAAUGCAGAUGUACGUGUUGGAUGUGUCACGCGCAAAAACCUCUGGGACCGUGACCUGGAGAGUUUACGGAAACGGGACCCCUACUGCAGUUACGGGGCCCCCGGAGACCAGCCUCCACACUGUGGUGCAGGGUAGAGGGGAGCUUAUUAUUUUUGGAGGCCUCAUGGACAAGAAACAAAACGUGAAGUACUACCCAAAGACAAACGCCUUGUACUUUGUCCGUGCGAAAAGGUAA
Molecule: messenger RNA, 2106 nt
Organism: Nerophis lumbriciformis (worm pipefish)
Lineage: Eukaryota; Metazoa; Chordata; Actinopteri; Syngnathiformes; Syngnathidae
Source: RefSeq, a predicted model, not a curated record